This is a messenger RNA of Syngnathus typhle (broad-nosed pipefish), 3255 nucleotides long. It is a transcript of the gene otud5a, whose product is annotated as OTU deubiquitinase 5a. Lineage: Eukaryota; Metazoa; Chordata; Actinopteri; Syngnathiformes; Syngnathidae. The transcript has 9 exons. The record is from RefSeq and is a predicted model, not a curated record. Gene Ontology annotation, molecular function: K63-linked deubiquitinase activity; cysteine-type deubiquitinase activity. Gene Ontology annotation, biological process: protein deubiquitination. Bases 312 to 1961 code for a protein of 549 amino acids.
GAAGUGACGCAGACGGGCCCGUCAGACUAUGUUGAUGUUUUGUGCACGAGCUCUCGCCCGGGAAGACAGAGACCUAUUUUUGUUUUUUUUCUCGUUUGUUUGUGUGUUGUGUUCCGUCCAAACGUCGAUGGAAAUCGUCGUGUUGUCGACGGGCAACAUUCGCUCGAUGAUUCGCGGCUAGCCAGACAGUUUGACGCCGAACACAGCCAAUCUUUUGAUCCAAAAAGGCGGACAACUGACUCGUCGCCCUCUACCCCUCCACCCCACCCCCACCCCUUCUCCUCCCGCUCCUCCUCCUCCUCCCCCCCACCAUGACGAUCCUGCCCAAAAAGAAGCCCAGCUCCGGGGUUGGGGUCGCGGAUCACGCUGAUGACAGCGACCGACGGAGCGUCGCGGACCCUCACCAGCACCCGCACCCUCACACAGGGAGGAGCGGAGCCCGGCCGCGGGCUUCUCCCCCGCCGUGGACGUACCAGCCCGCGCCGCCCUCUGCCAGAGACGAGCGGCGGAGCAUCGAGGCGAGCUCCCGGCCGCAGCAGGCCUCUCCUCCUCCCGGCGGCUCCGUGGCCUCCGCCGGGCCGUGCGACGGCGGCGGCGGAGUCGGUGGCGGCGGACUGGUGCCGACCUCCCGUGGGGACCUAGUGGUGCAGGCUGGCGUGGUGGGCUGCGGCGGAAGCAUCGGCGGCUGCUGCUCCGGGCCCGGACUCAGUAAGAGGCGGCGACAAGCGGGCACCUGCUCCGGCUCGGCGGCGCUGGCCGGAGGGGGGCAAGCCGGUGUGAGCGGUCCCGGCGGCUCUAGCCAAGAACCGGACGAGGGAGCCGGCGGAAACAACAGCGAGGAUGAGUACGAGAACGCCGCUCGCUUGCAGGCCGUUGACCCGGCCACUGCCGAGCAGCAAGAGCACUGGUUUGAAAAGACCCUUCAAGACAAGAAAGGUUUUGUUAUCAAGAAGAUGAAGGAGGAUGGAGCGUGUCUCUUCAGAGCUGUUGCUGACCAGGUUUAUGGCGAUCAGGACAUGCACGAAGUGGUGAGGAAACACUGCAUGGACUACCUGAUGAAGAAUGCAGACUACUUUUCCAACUACGUGACAGAAGACUUCACCACGUACAUCAACCGGAAGCGGAAAAACAAUUGCCAUGGCAACCACAUUGAAAUGCAGGCCAUGGCAGAAAUGUACAACAGGCCUGUGGAGGUGUACCAGUACGGCACAGAGCCAAUCAACACCUUCCACGGCAUCCACCAGAAUAACGACGAGCCCAUCCGAGUGAGCUACCAUCGUAACAUCCAUUACAACUCUGUGGUCAACCCCAACAAGGCCACUAUUGGCGUGGGCCUCGGCCUGCCCGCCUUCAAGCCGGGGUAUGCGGACCAAUCCCUGAUGAAGUCGGCCAUCAAGACGUCCGAGGAGUCGUGGAUCGAGCAGCAGAUGUUGGAGGACAAGAAACGAGCAAGCGACUGGGAGGCAACGUGCGAGGCUAUCGAGGAGCAGGUAGCCAGGGAAUCUUACCUGCAGUGGCUUCGGGACCAGGAGAAGCAGGCCCGGCAGCCCAGGAAAGCAAGCGCCACCUGCAGCUCAGCCACGGCAGCAGCCUCCAGUGGCCUGGAGGACUGGACGGCUCGAUCUCCGCGGCAACGAGACUCUGACCCCUCCCACUCGGGCCUCACCAGCGCCCCGUCAACAGUCAUCAAACCACCUUCCCCUGCCGGCGCCGCCCUCAUCCUUAAUAAGCCGCCCUCACCUUGUGCGCCAGGUCCCAGUAAUCAGAGUCGUCAUCAUUUAGAGUACAGAGCCAUUAUGCAGGAGAUGUCACCUACAGCAUUUGGUCUGAGCGACUGGGAGGACGACGAGAUCCUGGCGUCAGUCCUGGCCGUGUCCCAGCAGGAAUAUUUGGACAGCAUGAAACAUCAGAGCGGCGCCGUACAGCAUCGAGAGCGAGAAGCGUCGCCUGACAGCAGCUGAUGGACGCACACACAUGACCUAUAACCCCCCCCUUCACCCGUGAACCACUGAAGACAAAGCCUGAAGAAAGAAAUGCAGUUAUUUUUUCUCUCAAACCUUCAUCCAUCCUUCCCUCUCUUUGUCUCUUCCUCCGAGCGGGUACUUGAGUGGAUUCUGGCUCAACGAGGCAGUCAGGAACACGCUAACCACAGAUCAAGUCACGGAAGAGAUCUAAUCCAUGGGAACAAAACACGCAUUUCUUCUGCUUGCAUUUUCCGCGUUAUCACACACGAUCACUGACCCGCUACGACGGCAAGCCGGACGGCUUUUGUCCACAAAAAACAAUGUUGUCACAUGACCUCACGUUGAUUUUUUUGAUUUUGUCGUAAUUUAUUCUGGUUUGCACAAGUUACACUGCUCACAAAAAGUUAGGAAUACUGGGCUUUCGGGUGAAAUUUCACGAAGAACCUAAGAUGCACUAUAGGAGCACAUGGCGACUGCCACUCAGCCACUACUGUAUCAUUCUGAUUGGCUGUCGACCCAACUGCAAGUUGAUUUUGUCCACAGUAGCCAAAACACACAAAAAAAGCAAGGUCAUGGUAUCAUCAUUUCAUCGUUAAAUAGUUGCUAAUUAGCUGCUAUCCUAAUCUACUUUGGUGACAUGAGAUUUCCUUGUGUCGUGUUAUCAGCUAACAGUUAGCUGGGACAUAGAGAAAUUUAUCCCAGGUUGAAAUGUUUUUGACUCUUUGGAUAUUUUGUUCUACUUCAGUGAGUUAGCAUAACUCUCCUAACUGCAUCACAAUCAUGUCAUCGCUUAGUGUGGCUGAAUUUAGGCGGUUCUUUUUGACGAGGUAGUAUUCGCAUGUUUUCUGCUGACUGGCAAAUUAAGUUUCCCUUCCGGUUUGUAUAGAAAGAUCGUUAUUGAACAUGUAGCACAAUAAAGUGAGUAAGGCUAAUCUCUGACAUCAUGCUACGCUUUCAACGCCUGAAGUCUACCCCUUGGCUUUGUACAACUUGAAAGGACUUCCUGUUGGCGACCAGUGUGUUUUGAGUUCUAUUGAUAGGUUGGAAAUCUAUUUUUUAAAAAUGUCUGUUUUCCUCUUACCUCUAUCAUCAUCAUCAUCAUUAGCUGCAUGUUUGAUCGAGACCAAUAUCGCCAUGGAGACAAAGUGACAAAUGAGAGAGAAAAAUAGAAUUGCCACCUCUCAAUGAUUGAUUAUUGUUAUAAUUAAUAAUAUAAGUUUGUUUUUAUUUUAUCGCUUGGGUUGAAAAUAACUUUUUCUUGGAAUAAAAAGAGGAAAAUAUUUCAGACAGA